AAACAAUAAUUUGACAUGACAUAAUAGGACACAAUCAAAUCAUCUUUGUAAAUAUACAAAAUGAAAUUAUAAAAGAACUUCAGGAAAUUCCUUCGAACAACGAUCGUUGUACCUAUAUGAACUUAUUUGAACGUAUAAUAGGAGUCAUCUAUGGCAGAAUACCCGAAGUGGUGGUUGAUGGUGUGGAAGCUGUUUAUCCUGGGACUGCUUCGUCCGGGCUGGUCAGUACUGAUGCACCCAUCUGAAGAUUACAAAGAGUUUGAUGAAGUACCUAUAUACCAACCGGAGCAGACGCAUUUAACUUAUGAUGACGAAUCAAAUGGCUUUACUCUAACCUGGUCCACCCCGAAAACCCCCGGAAAAGCAAAAUUGAAGUAUGGAGAACAACCGAAAGACCAGUGCAGCGUGCUACGGCCGAAAAUAUUACCUGUCGGAGGCAGCGGGAAGAAACAAUGGGUCAAUAUCGUGAAGCUGAACAGUUUCAAUAAUAAUACUGCUUAUAAUACUACGUAUGUUUAUAAAAUAGGAUCCAACCACGCGUGGUCUGAGCUGAUGAAGUUCAGAACCCCGCCUCCAAGGAAGUAUCAACCACAACGAGUGCUUUAUUUUGGAGAUAUAGAGGGGAAAGGACAAUACAAUAUGACACACAUGAGCGUGCAGACGAGAAAAGGAAAGACGAAACAGAAGAAGAAACAGAAACAUAGUUGACAAAAUCUUACAAAUUCCGAUAUUUCAGAUUAAGAUACUUUAGACUAAUAUUUGCAAAGCGAAUGUAAUCAUUUGAAUAUAUUUUGAACUUCAUUCGGAUAUUGUUCUGCCAUAUUUUAAUCAACUACUUCUUCUACCAUGUCCAUGGUGUCCCUGAUGCCCAUGCUAUGAAUGAAGCCUCCUGAGGCCCCUGAUACAGCUCUUGUAACGACUUCAAGUUCUCAACUCAAAUUGUCUCAUUAGUUUUAAGUUUUGUACUGAUUGGCCAAAAACUAAAAAGAUCCGUGCCGGAAGGCACGUUAAGCCGUUGGUCCCGCUUAUUAGCAGU
Pectinophora gossypiella (pink bollworm) is the source of this 1036-nucleotide messenger RNA. RefSeq names its product acid phosphatase type 7-like. The record is from RefSeq and is a predicted model, not a curated record. The coding region runs from base 151 to 708 and encodes 185 amino acids. Gene Ontology annotation, molecular function: acid phosphatase activity; metal ion binding. NCBI's taxonomy places the organism in Eukaryota, Metazoa, Arthropoda, Insecta, Lepidoptera, Gelechiidae. The transcript is spliced from 4 exons.